Molecule: messenger RNA, 1895 nt
Organism: Trichomycterus rosablanca
Lineage: Eukaryota; Metazoa; Chordata; Actinopteri; Siluriformes; Trichomycteridae
Gene: prkx
Product: protein kinase X-linked
Exons: 8
Coding region: 418-1488 (356 amino acids)
Biological process (GO): signal transduction; peptidyl-serine phosphorylation
Cellular component (GO): cytosol; cAMP-dependent protein kinase complex
Molecular function (GO): cAMP-dependent protein kinase activity; ATP binding
Source: RefSeq, a predicted model, not a curated record
UAUUUGAAGGGAGUCCUGGUUCGGGUUUCGGCUUGGUGAAGAGGGCGAAGUGAAUUAUUUAAACGUUUUAAAUGCCUGGCAGAGAGGGAAAAGGACCGAGGGUUAUCGGGUGUACCACAGAAUUCGGAGUGUAGAGUGUUAAAAGCGAAGUUUUUGUUCUUGUAUUCAGUCUUUUCUUUGUUUACAGCGCGUGGCUACAAAGUAACUGACAUUUCCGUUGGCACAGACUAUAGAGGAGUCACAUAGGAAGUGAGGAUGGCAUGUUUUUAGGGGUUCACCGAUUAUCAUGCCACACCAGAGAGGAUCUGAAUCUGGUUCUGCUGUUUAUAAACAAAGAAGAUGGACCUUACCAGCUUGUGAUUUUUAAAAAGAAGGAACUGGAAUAACUAGUAAAAGUCAAGACCACUCUAUGGCAAGAUGGCAACAACAACAACAACAACAACAACAAAGGGCAAAACAUUGAGUAAUGAGGAUACAGACUCAUCAACCAGUGCCACCUUAUCUAGCAUGGCAGCAUCACUAGCUCUCAACAACAGGACUUACUCUCUGGAAGACUUUGAUACAGUGGCCACAGUGGGCACGGGGACGUUCGGCAGGGUUUUCCUGGUGAAAGACAAGACGACGAGGGGCUUCUUCGCCCUGAAGGCAAUGAAAAUCCCAGACGUGAUCCGGUUAAAACAGGAACAGCAUGUUCAUAAUGAAAAGGAGGUGCUAACGGAGGUGAACCAUCCUUUUCUCAUCAGACUGUUUUGGACGCAUCACGACGACUGCUUCCUGUACAUGCUGAUGGACUACGUGCCGGGCGGCGAGCUCUUCAGCUACCUGCGCAGCCGCGGCCGCUUCAGCAACACCGCCGGACUCUUCUACUCGGCGGAAAUAGUCUGCGCUAUCGAGUACCUGCAUUCCAAAGACAUUGUCUACAGAGACCUGAAACCAGAGAACAUCCUGUUGGACAGCGAGGGACACAUUCGCCUCACCGACUUCGGCUUCGCUAAGAAACUUUCAGACCGGACAUGGACUUUGUGUGGCACACCUGAGUAUUUAGCUCCCGAAGUGAUCCAGAGCAAAGGUCAUGGCCAGGCGGUGGACUGGUGGGCUCUGGGCAUUCUCAUUUUUGAGAUGCUUGCUGGGUACCCUCCGUUUUUCGACGACAAUCCUUUUGGCAUCUAUCAGAAGAUCCUGGCGGGAAAGCUGGAAUUUCCACGGCAUCUGGAUUUCUAUGUAAAAGAUCUCAUCAAGAAGUUUCUAGUAAUCGACCGAGCAAGAAGACUUGGGAAUAUGAAGAAUGGUGCAGAAGAUGUGAAAAAGCACAGAUGGUUUAAGACUAUAGACUGGGAGGCAGUGCCCAAUAGGAAACUAAAGCCACCCAUAGUUCCUAAGGUAUCUCAUGAAGGCGACACAUCUAACUUCGAGGCCUACCCCGACGCCGAGUGGAAGAAGGAUACUCCAGUGCCACCCAAGGAUCUAGAGAUUUUCAAGAACUUCUAAAUACGCUCAUGGACUAACGGACGUAGGUAAAAACGGCCGGUAUCUGAGAGGACCCGUUCGAUCCUUUAUUUGAGGAGUCCACUGUCAACCUGCUUUUCUCUCAAUUCUUGAUUGAUGAAGAUUUGGCCUUACGUUUGUCAUUAUCAUGAUCACGUGUGUAGAGAAGAGCCUUACGCAAAGCCAAGAACACAGUGUCCGCCAGUAAGUUAUGCAACAAGCUUAUAUAUAAACUGUCUGAUGCGGUUGUAGAUGCCUCAAAUGUCUCUUUGGGAACCAAAAUGUUACAACAACCUGAACCUUAUUUACAUGGGAUAAGUUUUACAUCAAGACCUGGGGCAAUUCCAUCAAUUACAGGUGCUACUUUGUUUUUUUAUUUCUUUAUUUUUUUCUAUAAAUUCAGAAGUGGU